This is a messenger RNA of Sarcophilus harrisii (Tasmanian devil), 1051 nucleotides long. RefSeq lists its product as uncharacterized. Gene Ontology annotation, cellular component: SCF ubiquitin ligase complex; cyclin-dependent protein kinase holoenzyme complex. NCBI's taxonomy places the organism in Eukaryota, Metazoa, Chordata, Mammalia, Dasyuromorphia, Dasyuridae. The record is from RefSeq and is a predicted model, not a curated record. Gene Ontology annotation, molecular function: histone binding; ubiquitin binding; protein kinase binding. The transcript has 3 exons. Gene Ontology annotation, biological process: regulation of mitotic cell cycle. The coding region runs from base 273 to 767 and encodes 164 amino acids.
GCGCACGCACGCGCUGCCUGAAGCGAAAACUGCGUCUUCCCAGGCGAACUUCUCCAAAAUCCAGCCCAGCUUUAUUUCCCGCCUCCCUCCCCCCCGCCCCGCCUCCAACUCUCACUUAACCGACGGACUCCUCCUAGUCCAACCCCUGACCCUGGAUUAGUGUACGUCAUAGUUCCUCCCGCCCCCUGCAACCUGCUUCCCUACAGGUCUGGUAACUUCGCAACAAGUCUCUGAUUGGUCAAUUGUGAGGAGCCAGGAGAGCGGAUGAGGAAAUGAGCGUUAGGGGUUGGGCAAAGCUUGGAAACCUCCAGUGGGUUCCACCCCUUCCGGAGAGAGCGCGCGAUGAGUGGUUGUUGCUCGUGUCCAAUCAACGCCCGGUUAUUGGAUUCAAAUCAAGACCCCUGGGGGGAAGGGAGCUCCUAGCAGUUACUUGUAGUUUCCGUCGCUGCUUCUGUUUCCCCGGUGUCUUCCUCGGUGCCUCUGCUUUUCGCCGGCGUAGCUCUUCGGGACUCUGCGCUGCCGUCAGCAUGGCCCACAAGCAAAUCUACUACUCGGACAAGUAUUUUGAUGAGCACUACGAGUACCGGCAUGUUAUGUUACCUAGAGAACUUUCCAAACAAGUACCAAAAACCCAUCUGAUGUCUGAAGAGGAGUGGAGGAGACUAGGUGUCCAGCAGAGUCUUGGAUGGGUUCAUUAUAUGAUUCAUGAGCCAGAACCACAUAUUCUGCUCUUUAGAAGACCUCUUCCAAAAGAACAACAAAAAUGAAGUUUAUUUGGGGUUUUUGCUUAAAUUUUUUUCAAACUAUGUAUAUGUGUAUAUAUGGUAGUAUUCAGUGAAUACUUGAAAAAAUGUACAAAUCAUUCAUCCAUACCUGUGCAUGAGCUGUAUUCUUCACAGCAACAAAGCUCAGUUAAAUGCCACUGCAAGUAGGCUGCUUUACAAAUGUUUAAGAUACAAUUUUUCUCUAGUCAAUUUUCUCUUUAAUAUAAGUGCCUAUUUGACUUCUCCUUGAAUUACAUUUGUUUAAUAAAGUUCUUAUGUUACAUGUA